AUGGCAGCGGCUCAGCAGUCGGAUCGGGCUUUUCAGCUCAAGGCACAGGCUGUGACUGCUUUGAGCAAGGAUCGGUAUCAUGUUGCCCUUCCCCUUUUACAGGAGGCCGCAGGUCGGGUCGUGGGCUCGCCGUCGUGUGCUGACCGCGCCACGCCAAGGGCAUCAGCUCUCAUGGCUCGGAUGUGCCCGCCCGCCCAGCGUAGAAUUCUCAAAACGCGUUUCUACACGGACAAGGCAACACAUUGCCUCACCCUCAUUGCCCUGGCCCGUGCUGCCGUCGAAGCACUACAGCCACGACCGGCGAGCCAGGCCACCGACAAGAAUCCAGGUCAAGGCAGCUCCAGCAACAAGGAUGCGGUGCCCAAUGACCAGGAUUCUGGCGGCCAAGCCCUCGCCCCGGCUUCCGCGCCCACCGAAGCCCUCCAAAGACUGCGCGAGCGCGUCGAAGACCUGGAAGCCCGCUUGGACGCUCUGCAACAAGCCCUCUAUCAACAGGUGGGUACAUCCCGGUUGACCGAGUUCAAGCCCUAG
Molecule: messenger RNA, 531 nt
Organism: Monosiga brevicollis MX1
Lineage: Eukaryota; Choanoflagellata; Craspedida; Salpingoecidae
Exons: 3
Coding region: 1-531 (176 amino acids)
Source: RefSeq, a predicted model, not a curated record